Messenger RNA from Danio rerio (zebrafish), 8281 nucleotides. Lineage: Eukaryota; Metazoa; Chordata; Actinopteri; Cypriniformes; Danionidae. The record is from RefSeq and is a predicted model, not a curated record.
UACUUAUUAGUUAUUAGUUAAAGUAAUUAGUAACUAAUAACCUUUUCUAAUGUUGACUGAAUGCAAUAACCUUUUAUGCUUUUUUAAGCUACUUUGAAACAAUAAUUAUUGUGAAAAGUGGUAUACAAUGAACUUGAAUUUAACUGAAUACAUUUGAACCUGAUAAUUUGUCAUGGGAUAUGAAAAAUGUCGGGCUUGCUGCCUGAGUCUGUCACUGGAAGAUGUAGUUUUGACUGACUGGCACAGUUGCAACCCAAAUAUAUAGUGUGCUCUCCACAACAGUGGGCGUCUCCCUCGAGCCAUCCAAUCAGAAUCGAGUAUGUCAUCGCUACGCAACGCCCGUCUUGAGUUCACCAAAUCCCUUGAAGUUACAAGUAGUAGUUAGCAUGCAGGCUAACGUGAUGGGCUUGCGGACAUUUAAAUAGCUUAUAAAACUAGACAAACUAACUUCGCAGGAAUGGACGAAGGAAUUGACGAAAAGUAAAGUAACACCCUCGGGUUUUAACUGCAAUACUUAUAGUAAAAGUCGAAGCGCGUAUUUUUAACAUGGCUACUCGACAAUACCGGAGGGCCACAAUGAUGAUCAAGCAGGAGCAGGACGACGAUUCCGACGCGGAGGAGUCCACGCUUUCUUUCAAGAAACCAGACGGUCGGGAACCUCAAAUCAUCCACAGCGGUCAUUUUAUGGUGUCUUCCCCUCAUACCGAUCACCCCCCGAAAAAAGGUUACGACUUCGACACUGUAAACAAACAAACCUGCCAGACGUAUCACUUCGGGAAGACUAGCACGUCGCAUCUGUCUAUUGAUGCUUCUCUGACGAAACUCUUUGAAUGUAUGACGCUUGCAUACAGUGGAAGGUUAGUGUCACCGAAAUGGAAGAACUUCAAGGGCCUCAAGCUGCUGUGGAGAGACAAGAUUCGCCUCAACAAUGCCAUUUGGAGAGCCUGGUAUAUGCAAUAUGUAGAAAAGAGACAGAACCCAGUUUGCCAUUUUGUUACACCUUUGGAUGGCAAUAUGGACUCAGGAGUGCAUCGGCCAACAGAGGCAAUAGCAACAGAAGGAAAGUACUGGAAAAGGAGAAUUGAAAUUGUUAUCAGAGAAUAUCAUAAAUGGAGAACAUAUUUCAAGAAAAGAUUACAGAAGCACAAGGAUGAAGACCUGUCCAGCCUUCUCAAGGACGAGGACAUCAGCGCUGGAGGGCGUCGCAGGUCCCGCAGGAGCCGGGAUUCACCUGUCCCAAUGGAGAUGGACUCGCUCUUUGACAUGGACGUGCUCAUGUCUGAAUUCUCAGACACGCUCUUCUCCACACUGGCCUCUCAUCAGCCUGUAGCGUGGCCCAAUCCCAGGGAGAUCGCUCAUGCAGGUAAUGCGGAUAUGAUCCAGCCAGGCCUCAUUCCACUGCAGCCCAAUCUGGACUUCAUGGACACUUUUGAGCCUCUGCAAGAUUUGUUUCACACCCUGCGUCCGCCAGUCUUUCCCUCCACUUCCCCCACUGCCCCAUCAGUCACUCCCUUAACCAGCAGCAGCUCCCAAACACAGGCUUCCCUGCUUUCAUCCCUGCCGCUCUCCACGGAGCUUCCUUCUCUGCCUCUGGACUACCGCCUCAUGCCCUCUGCUCCUCUGCCUGGCCAUCUCUCGGUGGCCAACCAGGACAAUGGUAACUCCGUCGGUCCGUCCUACCAACAGCCCUACAUGCCUCUUUUCACAGAGCAAGUGAGCUCCUCCGUCCCGUCUAUCCUGCCUCCCCCAGCUCCACCUCUCCCCUCAGCCCCACAGCCUCUCAGCACAGUCACUACAGUCCCCCAGCCCAGCCAGAGCGUCCCGCCUUCAUCAGUAAUAACGCACACCGCCUCCUCCACAGUGACUCCCACUGACGCAGCCACUACCGUCAGCCACAGGUCCAGUUUUGAGCUGCCCCCUGCGCCAUCUCCACAGCCUGUAGUCUCCAGCUCUGCCUCGCUCGGCUCACAGCCAGUCAACUUCGCCUUGCCCAAAUCCAUCCAGCCUCCCAUCUCUAGCAAAAAGUCCAGACACUCACAGAGACCGAUUGUCCCGGCGAAUCCACUGCCGUCUCCUCAGCUCAUACUGACAGGUCCCACCAGUGCUGUCAUUGUCACUCCGUCUCCUCUCUCCACUGAUGUUGUCUCCACCACCGGUAUGGUCAUUGCCUCCUCCGGUAUUCCUUGUGGUUCUGCUGGAUUUCAUAUUCUCCCUCAGACGCAGAAAUCUCCUCAGCUCAUCGUACCCAAAGAGGAAACUGCAACAACUGUGUCCAACAAGAAGACAUCAGUGCAGUCAGCAAGUAAAACACGUGAUGGCCGAAUCUCAGGUCAAGGGUCACCACUGGGAGUAGAACAGGUGCCAAGCCCUCAGUCACCCCUCAGCACCAGUACAGGCAUGAGCAAAAAUGAAAACAGUCAGAGUCGCAGAGUGAACCACAUAUCUGCCGAGCAGAAGAGGCGAUUCAACAUCAACAUCUGCUUCAAGACAUUGUGCAGUCUUGUGCCGACUCUCAAGUCUCAAUCAAAUAUCAGUAAUGCUUCGACACUUCAGAAGACUGUUGAUUACAUUGGCAAACUGCAACUAGAGAGACAACAGAUGCUGGAAGAGACCAAGAGACUGCGAGAGGAGAUCGAGGAGCUCAACACGUCCAUAAGCUUGUGUCAGGAGCAGCUUCCGGAAACAGGGGUUCCCAUCACACGCCAUCGCUUUGACCACAUGAGGGAGAAGUUCGAUGACUAUGUGAAGAACCGAACUCUUCAGAACUGGAAAUUCUGGAUCUUUAGCGUCAUCAUUCAGCCUCUGUUUGAGUCCUUCAAUGGGACAGUGUCUACAACCAACAACACAGAGCUGUGUGAAACCACCAUGCAGUGGCUGGACCGUUACUGUUCCCUCCCAGCCCUCCGGCCCAUGGUGCUCAGGACGUUACGGCAGCUCUGCACCAGCACCUCCAUCCUGACCGACCCCUCACUUUUACCUGAGGAAGCCAAAAAGGCCGCUCUCAACCCCAAAAAACAUUCCUCAGGGUCUUAGUUUUAACACAGUGACUUCUGAAAUGUGCUUUUCAGGCAUAACAGUCAUGAUCAGGAGCCUCCAAAACAACACCUUGCGCAUGUGGAUCUAAGGAUCUGUGCUUUGCUGUUACUCACUGAACUCCUUCAGAGUGGUGAAAACUGCUCGAUUGUGUACUUUACGCGUGUUUACAGAACAGUUUUGAGCUCUCUGUGUGUGUACCUGCUCAAAUCUCUUCUGUUUGCCUCACUUAUGCACUAAGGACACUACCCACAAAGCAGUCACGUUGAAUUUAUCUAAAUGGGCCAGUCUAGGAACAAAAGCCUUUUUUACUAGAGCUGUGUCGAGAAUUUGUUUCAAGUAAUUGAUUCUGUAUUGAUUCUAAAUGUAUCGCUCUUCUCUCUUGAAUAGAUUCUGAGCAUAGUUAUUACAAGCUUGACUUCAAUUCCCUACAAAUACUAGUUUAACCUAAAAUAAGUGUCAUCUGCUGAUUGAGACUGACCUAGAACGCAAUCUGCUGAUAAAAGCUAGUCCUAGAGCAACGUUUGCUGUUAAAAACUAGCCUAAAAGCUAGCCAAGAGCAUCAUCUGUUGGGAUGACGUUAAAAGCUAGCCUGGAGCAUCAAAAGUAGUUAAGAGAGCCAUCUGCUGUUAGAGAUAUACCUAGAAUGCCAUUUGCUGAUAAAAGCUAGUCCUAGAGCAACGUUUGCUGCUAAAAACUAGCCUAAAAGCUAGCCUAGAGCACCUGUUAAAAACUAGCCUAGAGUGUCAUUGCUGGAAUGACGUUAAAAGCUAGCCUGGAGCAUCAAAGCUGGUUACGAGCGCCAUCUGCUGCUAGAGAUUAACCUAGUACGCCAUCUGCUGAUAAAAGCUACCCCUAGAGCGACGUCUGCUCCUAAAAACUAGCCUAGAGUGUCAUCAGCUGGAAUGACGCUAAAAGCUAGCUUGGAGCAUCAAAACUAGUUAAGAGCGUUAAACUAGUUAACUAGUUAAGAGUUAAUCUGCUGUUAUAGACUAUCCUAGAAUGCCAUCUGCUGAUGAAAGCUAGUCCUAGAGCAACGUCUGCUGUUAAAAACUAGCCCAAAAGCUAGCCUAGAGCGCCUGUUAAAAACUAGCCUAGCGCUGUCUGCUGUUAAAACCUUGCCUAGAGCACCAUAUGCUGAUAAGAACUAGCCUAGAGUGUCCUCUGCUGUUAAAAGCCAGCCUAGAGCACCAUAUGCUGUUAAAAGCCAGCCUAGAGUGUCAUAUGCUGUUAAUAGAUAGCCUAGAGCAUUGUCUGAUAAUUAAAAACUAGCUUAGACUGCCAUCUACUGUUAGGAGCCAUCGUAGAGCUUUGUCUGCUAUUAAAAACUAGCCUAGGGCGUCAUCUGCUAUUAAAAUCUAGCCUAGAGCAUCGUCUGAUGACUACAAACUAGCGUAGACUGCCAUCUGCUGUUAGGUACUAUCGUAGAGCGUUGUCUGCUAUUAAUAUCUAGCAUAGAGCAGCAUCUGCUGUUAAAAAUUUGCCUAGAGCGCUGUCUACUUUAAAAAAAAACUGGCCUAGAGCAUUGUCUGCUAUUAGAAUCUAGCGUAGAGCACCAUCUGCUGUUAAAAACUAGCCCAGAACAUUCCCGUCUGCUUUUAAAAGCUAGCUAAGAGCGCCAUCUGCUGUUUAAAAACUAGCCUAGAUCACCGCCUGCUAUUUAAAAACUAGCCUAGAAUGCCAUCAUCUGCUGUUAAAAACUAGUCUAGAGUGUCACCUGCAUUAAGAACUAGCUUAAAGAACAAUGGGAUGUUGAAAGCUAGCUUAAAGCGCCUUCUGCUGCUAAAAACGAAGCUGAGAAUCUAUUCAAGAAAGAAUAUUGAUGCAUUUUGAAAACUUCUGAUUCGAUGCUGAAUUGAAUUCUCAAACAAUUUUACGCCAGAACUUUAUUUAUUUUUUAACCAUUCAGACAUAAUUGAUUUCAUUUUAAAAUGGCAAACCAAAGGCUGCAUCUCUUGUUUACGUUCAUCCUCUUCUUUUGCGCUUCUUGGACUUUGUUACAUUAGAGCUGUUACCUCUAGCCUUGUGGAUUUUACCUCUCAGGGUGUUUUAUUUUUCUUAUAUUUUUAGUGUCUUUCUUAUUUCAAUCUGGUUAUUUAGAGCUCUUUUGGAAUCUGAUGCUCAGUUUAUUAAAACCUGAAGCACCACUUAAAGGGACAGUUCAGCCAGAAAUUUAUAUAUUUUUUCACCAUUUACUUCCUCAGUUGGUUCUAAAUACUCUACAAAUACCAGUUUAACCUAAAAUAAAGGUUUAUAGGGAGCUGCGUUUACAAUAAUCUUGGCAUAAAAGCCAACUUGAAUGACUCAGUCGAAUGCACAAUCGCAUUGUAUGGAUAAAUACUAGCCUAAAGUGCCAUCUAUUGUUAAAGAUUAGCCUAGAGCACUGUCUGUGUUAAAAACCAGCCUAGAGCAUUGUAUGCUGUUAAAACCUAGCCUAGAACGCCGUCUGCUGAUAAAAGCUAGCCUAAAGCGCAGUUUGCUCCUAAAAGCUAGCCUAGAGCGUCACAUGCUGUUAAAAACUAGCCUAGAGCACCGUCUUCCGAUUAAAUCUACGCCCUAGAGUGCCGUCUGCUGUUAAAAACUAGCCUAGAGCGCCGUCUGCUGAUUAAAGCUAGCCCUAGAGCACCAACUUCAGUUAAAAACUGGCCUAGAGCGUCGUCUGUUGAUUAAAGCUAGCCCUAGAGCGCCAUAUUGUUAAAAAAACUAGCCUAGAGGGUCACCUGCUGAUAAAAGUUAGCCCUAGAGCGCCAUCUUCAGUUAAAAUCCAGCCUAGAGUGUCAUCUGCUGAUAAAAGCUAGCCCGAAAGCGCCAUUUUAAGUAAAAAACUAGCCUAGAGCGUCAUCUGCUGAUAAAAGCUAGCCCUAGAGCACCAUUUUCAGUUAAAAACUAGCCUAGAGCGUCAUCUGCUGGUUAAAACUAGCCCUAGAGCGAUGUCUUCUGUUUAAAAAAAACUAGCCUAGAGCUUUGUCUGCUGAUAAAAGCUGGUCAUAGAGCGCCAUCUGAUGUUAAAAACUAACCAAGAGCACCGUAGUUGGUUCUUGCAUGGAAAUCGACAGCUGUUUUUUCCUCCAACAUUCUUCAGAAUAUCUUCCAUUUGUGUUCAACAGAUGAAAGAAACUCAAACAGGUUUGGAACAACUGGAGGAUGAGUAAAUGAUGACUGAAUUAAAGUUUUUGUGUGAACUAACCCUUUAACAAUUAGCUGGAUCGAUUGAUCAAGACUGAAUUUUGAAGCAUUUAACUGCAUGAACAGAAGCUAGUUGUGUAUAAAGUCUCAUCUAAAAUGACAAAUAGCAUAAAUAUUAAUAUUCAUAUGAGAGUGAGGUACAUUUGAUAUGCCUUAAAUUGAGUUGACAUAUAAAAGGGAGAUCUAAGAGAAUUAAACCCUGUUAAAAAAAUCCAGUGGGAUAUCAUUUUAGGGGUGGUAUUUUCAACUAAAAUUAUAUUUUAAUAGCAUUUGAUAGCCCGAUUAGUAUGUAUAUGGGAGGACGUAUUUUUGUCAGACCCUUAUUUUUAGCAUCUACAUUUUUUUAUUACUCCUAAGUUCACCUAUUCACCGUGUGCUCUGGAUGCUUUUUCUUUUUGCAGUUUGUUUGUGGAAAAAAGCAGAUGGAUCUUUCCAACUUUUCCCCAAUCCAAAAAAAUAAGUGUUCAGUGUUCAUUUAUAUGUACAAGGUGUCUGAAUUGGUCAUAUUAGAUUUGUUAGUAAAGUGUAUGUGUGUAAUUGUGUGUGUGUGUGUGUGUGUGUGUGUGUGUGUGUUUUUCUUAAAUUUAAACCAGAUACAAGUGACGUAACGGAUCAAAAAUCUCUUGGUUUGGAUCAAAUUGUUUUGUUUUGUUUUUGUCAAGGAGUAAACCAUUUUUUUGGAUCAGCCAAAAGGGGAGGAGACAAAUGUAAUUUACUUUCCAUAUAUGACAAAAACACCACUGCAAGACACUUUUGGUUUCAACAAACAAAACCUAGAAGCUGUAAUUUUAAUAAAAAUAUAAUGAAGAAAUAAUCAGAUGAAUAAAAACAAAUUGUACAAGUACUGAGAAAGAUUUCAAUUAAUGAUUCAGUUAUUCACUCAUAAAACUUCAUGUUUUAUUGUUAGAUGUAUCAUUUCUGAAGAAUUAUUCAGUGGCACAUUUUUGAUGGCUUGUUGCUUAAAUAAUUGCUGCCAAUUACAUUAUUUAACCAAUUAAUGUAAUUCAUUUUGAGCAUCAAGUUAAAUGCAUAUGAUGGUGAUUUGUAAUCUUUACCAUAAACAUCAGUGGUUUUAUUAAAACUAUAAACUGUAAACACAGUACUUUUGUGCUAUUUGACUGUUUGUAACUCAAAAGACUUGAGACUUGAUUUUUGCAUUAUUCAAACACAGAUUUGAAUGCAGCGAUUCAAAGGAUUAUUAAACAUAUGCCCAAAUUACCAUUAUUUAUAAUUUGUUGCGUGGGUGUUGAGAUCCUGAUCUUUUACUGAUUAAUCAUGCAGCUUACACUGAAUGCAAUAAUGCAGGCUAAACAAGUAGUGACAGAAAACACCUUUAAUAAUCUAAGAAACCCAUCACAUCCCGUAUAACCCACCACAACUUCUUCCAUCAUCAUUAUAUUUUACAGAAAAUCCCAAAUGCUUUUAUACAUGUGAUUUGAAUAAUGUGAGAGGUGAUCUCUGUGAUCAUUAAAAUUUUAGGAUUAAUCUACAAGUAAAAAAAUGCAUUAAUCCUCAGGUCAUGGUUGUUCUAAACCGUAGGUUUUGAUCCAUUACGCUACUACCAGAUACAGUUCUUUUUCAGCUACUUGCAUUACAGACUGCGGUUCUGUCAGCCUUCUGUUUGUAAAAUGUUUACUUUUACAGGGUAAAAUCUAUAAAUUCACAAUUAUUUCCAUCUAAAUUCUCCUUGUAUUUUUGCUAAGUGUUUGGGAAAACAUACAAACACUUUGUAAACUAUUUCUCUUAUUUGGUUUUGAUUAUUGAGUGCAUAUAAACUAUUUAAAGCCGCUUUCUUGCCUUUAUCCCAAAUUGUAACAGAGUAUGAACUCCAUUUUCACCAUAGCGAAUUUUAUUCAAUCUUUUUCAGGUUGUUUAUUGGUUGUGUUCUUAUGAUCGCAUAUGUUUGUGUGGAUUUAGUUUAUAUGUAAAAUGAUUGUAUUUAAUAUCAGAAUUUAUGCAGAAAACUACAUAACCCAUGAUGUUGUGCAGGACAACUUUUAAAGAAUCCAUUUCUGUAUCGUUUGGCACUGCAGUUUUGUUCUCAUUAAAGCCGUAAAGUACA